AUGUCUCUCUCCAACAAGCUAUCCAUUGCCGACGUCGACCUCAAAGACAAGAGGGUGUUGAUCCGAGUCGACUUCAACGUCCCCCUCGACGGCGACAAGAAAGUCGCAAACAACCAACGCAUCGUCGGCGCCGUACCCACCAUUAAAUACGCCAUCGACCAUGGCGCCAAAGCCGUCGUCCUGAUGUCCCACCUGGGCCGGCCGGACGGCAAGCCAAACCCCAAAUUCAGCCUGAAACCCGUCGUGCCAGAGCUGGAGAAGCUACUGGGCGGCUCUGUCGUUUUCACAGAUGACUGUGUUGGGAAGCAGGUCGAGGAGACUGUGAAUAAGGCUAGUGGGGGCCAGGUGAUUCUGCUGGAGAAUUUGCGGUUCCAUCCGGAAGAGGAGGGGAGUUAUAAGGAUGAGAACGGGAAGAAAGUGAAAGCUGAUAAGGCCAAGGUGGAGGAGUUCCGGAAGCAGUUGACGACAUUGGGAGAUAUUUACAUCAACGACGCCUUCGGCACGGCCCAUCGAGCCCACAGCUCCAUGGUCGGCAUUAACCUCCCUCAAAAAGCAGCAGGUUUCCUCGUGAAAAAGGAGCUAGAAUACUUUGCCAAAGCCCUCGAGAACCCCACACGGCCGUUCCUGGCCAUCCUCGGUGGCUCCAAGGUAUCCGAUAAGAUCCAGCUGAUCGACAACUUACUCGAUAAGGUCAACACGCUCAUCAUCUGCGGCGCGAUGGCGUAUACCUUCAAGAAGGUGCUGGACAACGUGAAGAUUGGCAGCAGCCUGUUCGACGAGGCGGGCAGCAAGAUCGUUCUAGAUAUCGUGACCAAGGCCAAGAAGAAUAAUAUCAACAUCGUCUUUCCUGUCGAUCAUCUUAUUGCAGAUAAGUUUGCGGCGGAUGCGAAUUCGGAGUAUAAGACGGAUGAAGAAGGGAUUCCGGAUGGGUGGUGGGGGUUGGACUUUGGGGAGAAGAGUAUCAAGUUGUUUGAGGGCGCGAUUGCAGAGGCCAAGACGAUCCUCUGGAAUGGGCCGCCUGGGGUGUUUGAGUUCGACAAAUUUGCAGGCUCAACGAAGGCGAUGUUGAAUGCCUGUAUUGAGGCUGUGAAGAAGGGGAAGAUUGUCAUUAUUGGCGGUGGGGAUACGGCGACGGUUGCGGCUAAGUAUCAUGCUGAGGAUAAGUUGAGCCAUGUAUCGACUGGUGGAGGGGCAUCGUUGGAGUUGUUGGAGGGGAAGGAUUUGCCUGGUGUUAGCGCUUUGUCGAGUAAGUAA
Messenger RNA from Paracoccidioides brasiliensis Pb18, 1254 nucleotides. RefSeq names its product phosphoglycerate kinase. Gene Ontology annotation, molecular function: phosphoglycerate kinase activity; ATP binding; ADP binding. Gene Ontology annotation, biological process: glycolytic process; gluconeogenesis. The record is from RefSeq and is a predicted model, not a curated record. The transcript is spliced from 3 exons. Gene Ontology annotation, cellular component: cytosol. Bases 1 to 1254 code for a protein of 417 amino acids.